CUCGCAUUUUUCCGGAAAAAACUCUAAAUCUCGAACGUUUUGAACCGCACAAAAUGGUGCACUUUUGUAAAUUGUGCCAGCUGCUGCACAAAAACCUGGACUUUGUGCAGUGCGAUGAGUCCAACGUUUGGCUGCUGGAAACGGUCUUUCAAGUGAAGAUUACACCGGUGAACGAGCGGGUUGAACCGAUCUGCCGCAAAUGCAUUCGCAAGUACAACAAGGUGAUGAAGGACCUGAAAAAGUCCAACGGAGGACAUCCGGUUUCACGCCACACGUUCACCGAAAACAAGCCGCCAAGCAACGGCAGCGAGACAGAUCCGUUCGUUGGGGCUCAGCCUCCAGCCAGCUCCCAGAUGCUGAUGCAGCGUGGGAACACACGAUUAUCCGACACGCAACAGUACCUCGUCGAAGACGAAAGUAAAGAGAUGAUGUUCACCGGAUCAUCCGAAACCAACGCCAGUCAGAACGGUAGCAACGGAUUUGCCCUGAAUAUCAGUGGCGAUGCAGCCACGGUGUACCGCACGACACUCGGUGAUGUCCACGAGUCGUCGGAGGAUGAUAGCUCUGAUGGCAAGAGUAGUGCUGCCGACGAGGAGGAUGAUGAGGAAGACAGCAGUGAAGAAUCAAGUGAAGAGGACGACGAGGAUGAGGACGAUUGCUGUAGCGAAGAUACGGAUGAUACUAGUUCCAGCUGCAGUACCAGCAGCAGCAGCGAGGAGAGCUCCUCGGAAACCGCCGUAAGUUUGAAGUUAGAAGAGCACGUUGGUCGACCGAACAUUAAGCACGAAACGCCAGCAGCACUGUACAGUUCGUAUCUAGAGGCUCCGCUGAUGCAGAACCUUCCCGAAGGCAGUCUAUUGCAGGCCGGCGAAAUGGAAGAUGAGAAUGCUGCUGCUGUUGUUACCAAUAACGUAAAUGGAACGGUGAUAGAGAAUGAAAAAUCGAUAGCAGAGGAUGAAUUAGAGCCAUUGCAGCUGGCCGAACCACUGGCCACGAUCGAAGAGCAACCAGUAGUCACCGAGGAAUCGCCCAAGAAACCAAGAAAGCGUAAAAAAUCACGAACCGAUGGCUCGACGACGGGACCGCAAACAAAGAACUACGUUUGUCUUGUGUGCCAGAAACGGUUUUCGAAGGCAAUCUAUUUGAAAGUCCACACCCGGACCCACACCGGAGAAAAACCUUACGCUUGCGAUAUUUGCUUCAAGAGCUUCACCCAGGCUUCAAGUUUGAAUACGCACAAACGGCUGCAUUUCAAUGUGAAACCAUUCGAGUGUGAGAUUUGCAAACAGCAGUACACGAGUGCGGGUAACUACAAGGUGCAUCUGCGUACCCACACCCAAGAAAAACCGUACGCCUGCAGCUACUGUGACAAACGUUUUUCCCAGCAUUCGAGUAAAAAGAUGCACGAAAGGGUGCACAGCCAGGAGAAGCCCUAUCCGUGUCAGGUGUGCCUGAAGGCGUUCAGCAAUGUCAGCAAUCUAACAGUGCAUAUGCGUAUCCACCAGGGGCUGAAGCCGUACAAAUGUGAUAAGUGCGAUAAGUGCUUUGCUCAGUCGCAGACCCUAAAAACGCACUAUAUAUCGGCCCACACGGACGUUCGACCGUUUCAGUGCGAUAUGUGUCCAAAGUCAUACGCGACACUCUCGAACCUCAACAACCAUAAGCAUACGCAUCUGGACGAAAAGCCAUUUGCGUGUGAGUCGUGUGGUAAGCGCUUUACCCAAAAGUCCUCCCUCAAAACGCAUCUCCUAUCGCAUAACACUGAAAGGCCAUUCCCAUGCAACGACUGCACCAAGUCCUUCAACACUCAGUCGAUGUUGAACACGCACCGUCGAAAUAUGCACUGCACGGAUCGGCCGUUCGCUUGCACAAAGUGCAGCAAAUCCUACGCGCAAGAAACGAGGCUCCGACAGCAUAUGCUCAGCCACGCUGAAGUCAAACCACAUGCAUGCCAAGAAUGUAACAAAACGUUCACAACCGCGACAAAUCUACGUAUCCACCAGCGUGUGCACUCGGGAGAAAAGCCAUAUCCUUGUCCAACGUGCGGAAAAUGCUUUUCACAGCGAUCGUCGCUAAGAACCCAUGAAAUCCUGCAUUUACCUCCAGAACUGCGACCUGAUACCGUCACUACUGGCUCGCAGCAGUCCAGCAGAACGGGCAGAUCAGGGUCAGGGGCCGGAAAGAAGAGGCGCAGAAAGAUACACGAGUGUGACCAGUGCGGAAAAACAUUCACGGUGCGCGGUCGUUAUUGCAACCAUAUGAAGCAGAUGCAUCCAAGCGAUGCACGAGAGAACGAUGAACAGGACCCGGAGAAUGCCAAUGGCGUUGUCCAUCGUAAGCCUGAUCACGAUAGCGAUAGAUUAGAAAAGAAGGCAAACUCCAAUGUCAGCCCAUCGCAAACGAAAAGUGCGAAAGAUUGUAAUGGUUUAGGUUUGGCUUCAGAUUCUGCUUCCGCGUAUGUUAUCAAUCGCGAUAAUACCCAACUGAACACGGGAUCCAUUCCUACGAAUAGGGAUAUUGUUGAGGAUGGUGCUGGCCACGACGUUGACGACAAUGACAACGAUGACGAUGACGACGAAGACGAUGAGGACGAUGAGGACGAUGACGACGAUGACGACGAAGAAGAAGACGACGACGACGAGGACCAGGACGGUCAUUUCGAGGAGGAGGCGGAGAUGGACAACGGGGAGAAUGUGAAAGUUAGCAAUCCAGGUGUUUCCCUUCAGGAGCAAUUCUAUUACGGACGGAUAUUGUCCGAGCAGAACUGAUCUGCUGAUCAUUACCUACUACGAUAACGGGAUUCCCACUGGUUUUCUUUUUACUCCGUACAUAGUCGCUUUAAAAAGAGCCCUAGUUUUAACGAAAUAGGCCUUAUUCAAAGAUCUCUUAACAACCGAUGACUUAGUUAAGUUUGCAUUAGCCGGCGAAUGUAGCCGGCGUACGCUACGGCCAUUUCGUUCAAAUAUCAAAUAUGUGCAAUGGACUCCGACCCAAAAUUACGCCAACGAAACAUGGGUGGCGAUCAAUUAGUCAACGCUGGUCGAAUGUGCACCUGCCAGCAUUUCCGACGGCGCAUCGUGACCGUGCUAUUGAAACGAUUUAUUUAUUACUUAUUAUAAUUAUUUGAGCAGAGACGAUGAGAUGACGAUUGCCGAAACACGUGUAUCAAAACUAAGCUAUUUGCGUAUUGAAUUGGAAAGAAAUGGCUGGUCAAAACCGUUUAA
This is a messenger RNA of Anopheles darlingi, 3224 nucleotides long. RefSeq names its product zinc finger protein 35-like. The transcript has 2 exons. The record is from RefSeq and is a predicted model, not a curated record. Lineage: Eukaryota; Metazoa; Arthropoda; Insecta; Diptera; Culicidae. Bases 54 to 2768 code for a protein of 904 amino acids.